CGACCCAAAUCGCCAUCGCCUCUCUUCUCGGUAGGGUUCUUUGGUUCUGCUUCCGGGAGAAAGGAGAAGGAUUCAUGGCGGGCAAUGGGUUGAAGUGGGACGGAUUGCUCAAGUGAAGCCUCUCCCACGCCGAUGGGACUCGCGCUGCUCGGAUAUUGAGAUAUUGCUUCGGACCCUUUGCUUACGGUUGAUCGUUCUUCUUCCAGUUGAUUGAGAUUUGCAGGGUUGGGAUCGAAGUUCCCAAUUUCCGAGGUCAGUGAGGAGGAUAGGAAAUGGCUCGUGGAAGCGAUGCAAGCUGAUGAAGGAGGAUGUUCUGGAGCUGCAAGGAAUCGAGUCGCCGGAUGUAGUAGGUUGUAACUGUAAAUGUCAUCCAGUUUCAUAUUCUCAUUGGUGUAUUGAUUUCUUGCAACAUCUUUUUAACCCUAAAGAAAUGUUGGAUGAGCUUGGAGAGCAUGUUGAGUCUAUUGAUAUGACAAAUGACUUGCACUCAAUCAGCAGCUUAGUCCCUCUGCUUGGUUACCUGAAAACCUCCGAAGCUGGUAUUGGAGCAAAGGAUGCAGAUGUUGUAACUACCAUUGUGCAGAACAAUCCUCGAAGUCGGAAACUUGUAAUGGAACCUCUCCUGUCAAAUUUUACAUCACAUCCUGAUUUAACAGUUCACACAGAAGCUCUUGGUGUGAUAUCCUCUUUGAUUCAGAAUAACCAGGCAGGAAUUGCUGCAUUUGAUCUAGUGAAUGGUUAUGCGGUGCUCGGAAAUGCAUUGUGUUCAGAGAGAGUUAUGGUCUCUUUUCUGAAUCUCUCAUCUGUUGUCUUGCCUGCUAGAGCAAUGUUGCGUUGAUGAUCAUUAAGAGUUUUGACAUUUCAACCUCGCUUUGCUAUGGUCCAACCGUGAUUGCUAGUCCAACUCUUCUAUGAUUAAUUACAAUGCUGGGUGUGUGUCGAUGACAUCUUUGUGCUCUAUUAACCUUCAAGUGAUGAGCCUUUUUUGCCUGUCAUCUUCCAGGAGGGUGCUUAACUUGGUGCAAUCCCUGCUGCUUCAGGAGAACAAUUCAGAUUGCAGCAUUGUGGUUUCCUCGGCUCGUGGGAGAAGCAGCUGUAGGGUGUCAUCUAGAGUUUGCUGGGGACAGGACGUCCGGUGGCAGCACUGUUGUAGCCGAAGAAGACAAACUGAAGGAAGUCCUUCAGCGACGUAUCGAGGGUAUCAGUGGCUGAAGAUCUCGGAGCUGCCAGGGAGGAGCGGCAACUCGUGGGCUCCUUAUGGAGCACACGUUACGGACCAACCAUCAUCGCUCCCAGAGAAGGGAUCUUAUGGUGCUUCCAGGGGUGUAGGCCUGAUGUGGCUGGCAGGCAAAAUCUUCCGGCUGCUGUUUCGUGCCUGGCCAGCAAAGCAGCAACAAACAGGGGGAUCAAGAUCCGGUGUCGAUGGAAAGAAAGAAACCAUCAUCGCUCCCAGAGAAGGGAUCUUAUGGUGCUUCCAGGGGUGUAGGCCUGAUGUGGCUGGCAGGCAAAAUCUUCCAGCUGCUGUUUCGUGCCUGGCCAGCAAAGCAGCAACAAACAGGGGGAUCAAGAUCCGGUGACGAUGGAAAGAAAGAAAGCAAGUCCGCUGCUGCGAACGAGAGUAGCAUUGUAUUCCAGCCACGAGUCAGGUGAUGAAAGGGUCAGUCACGAUCCCGUGAAAGAGAGUAGCAAUGUAUUUUAACGAUGCUAUCUCAAUGGAGAUAGCCCAUCAACAUAUUUACUGCGUUGUAUUUUAACGACGCUAUCUCAAUGGAGAUAGCCCAUCAACAUAUUUACGGAGAUUCUUUGAACA
Messenger RNA from Musa acuminata AAA Group (dessert banana), 1810 nucleotides. Its product is annotated as hsp70 nucleotide exchange factor FES1-like. The transcript has 5 exons. The record is from RefSeq and is a predicted model, not a curated record. Gene Ontology annotation, cellular component: endoplasmic reticulum. NCBI's taxonomy places the organism in Eukaryota, Viridiplantae, Streptophyta, Magnoliopsida, Zingiberales, Musaceae. Gene Ontology annotation, molecular function: adenyl-nucleotide exchange factor activity. The coding region runs from base 299 to 838 and encodes 179 amino acids.